This is a messenger RNA of Phalacrocorax carbo (great cormorant), 15089 nucleotides long. Lineage: Eukaryota; Metazoa; Chordata; Aves; Suliformes; Phalacrocoracidae. The record is from RefSeq and is a predicted model, not a curated record.
GCAGCGGCGCGGGCGGGAUGUUCAGGGCGCGCUGCGGCCCGUCGCCUCCGACGCGUCGGCUCCUCCCCUUCAAGUACCCGGGCGGGGCUGCGCUUGCUGCAGGAACCUGCCCUUUCGGAGCCGCCUCUCGCCGCCGCCGGGCCCCGAGCCGCCGCCCGAGCCCGCCCGGCGCCGCCAUGGUCUCCUGGAUCAUCUCCCGCCUCGUGGUGCUCAUCUUCGGCACCCUCUACCCUGCGUACUCCUCCUACAAGGCCGUGAAGACGAAAAACGUGAAGGAAUACGUGAAGUGGAUGAUGUACUGGAUUGUGUUUGCCUUUUUCACCACUGCAGAAACACUCACAGACAUUGUUCUUUCUUGGGCUGAGAGAUGCCCUGUUUAUGGAGUUUUCAUGGCUAUGGAUGAAAGACUAAAUGAGACUCGAAGAAGGUUUCCCUUUUAUUUCGAGCUGAAAAUCGCAUUUGUGAUUUGGCUGCUCUCCCCUUACACCAAGGGCUCCAGUGUCCUCUACAGGAAGUUUGUGCACCCAACGCUCUCCAAUAAGGAGAAGGAAAUUGAUGAAUACAUUACUCAGGCUCGUGACAAGAGCUAUGAAACCAUGAUGCGAGUUGGCAAGAGAGGGUUAAACCUUGCUGCCAAUGCAGCAGUUACUGCAGCUGCAAAGGGCCAGGGAGUUCUGUCUGAGAAGCUGCGAAGUUUCAGCAUGCAGGAUCUCACUCUGAUCCGAGAUGAAGAUACUGUACAUAUGCGAAGCCAUGAGCCACAGCUGCACCCCUCUGGUGGGAGUCUUCUUGAAACGAUUGAGGAUUCAGCUUCCUGUUACUCCUCAGGAGAGGAGAGCAGUGUGGCACAGAGGUCUAAUGGAACCCCAUCGGAGGCUAGAACAGACCCAUCAGAUGAAGAUGCAGGAGACAAACUUCCUAAACGUACCCAGAGUCUCAAAGCUCCUAAGAAGAUGAUGAAAGCUGAGCUUCCAGUAAGGAGUGUGAAAGCCCGCCCCAAGAAGAAAGCUGCAGGCUCUCUUGCUUCUGGCGAGUCAUCCUAAGGAGACCUCCCCCUCCCCAGCACCUGUCUCUGUCCCAGGAUUUGCCUGUUACUUUUGAGGGGAAACUCCCCAAAGGAAGGGAGCUGAGAUUCAUGUACAUAACAGAUACUGCUUUGUAGAGCUCAUUCCAAGGCAAGGGGGAGGCUGGGAUUCAGAAAACGGAGUAGAGGAUACACAUCCUCAGGAAUUUUCUCCUUUUCAUCUCUCUGUUGGAGGGAAUGCUGAUAUGUCUGUACAUAGCCUGUAGCCUUGGAAUUCCCACUGUAUAACCCUAGUCGGGGAGAAUCUUUGCUGGAAGAACUGACUAGGGUUACAGGCAUCCAUUGCACAGAAGCUGGAAAAAUAGUAGACACUGGAGUUCCACAGGGUGGGUGGCUCCCUAAAAUGUCUUAUCUUGCUCUGGGUAUUCUUCUGCAGCUGCAUGUUGUUAAGAAGUGCCCACCAUGGUUCAUCUUCCUUAAGAAUGGACUGUACCUGUCAUGUCCAUCCCCUUUGAGAAAGUGACUUGAAAUGAUGUGUGGUGAGUGCUCUUGAACAUAAAGGACUAGCUUAUGGGAGGUGUAUGCUAGAUUCCUGCUACUAGUACUUGAAGAUGAAGAGGUUGGGUUUUAUUUUAUUUUUUCUGGAAGGUGAAAGGAGAUGAUUGAAAAACUGAGUAAUGAAGAAAAUGUGCUGCUAUAUGCACAUGUGAUACAGGUGAUACAUGGAUACAGGUAUCUCCAAGAGUUAACUAUUGAGAAGGAAAGUUGGGCAUCUGUAAGAUUUUGGCUCUUUUUGAAGCUGCUUGAAUUUUUUUUCAGGUUCUGUUGUUCACUUUGAUUCCUGUGAGGGUGAGGCGAGUCCCAUGCAGUGGGAAAGUUGGCAGGGAGACUGUUGCUUUGCCAUUUAGUGGUUGAACUCCAUGUCAUCCUGAUCCUUUUUACUACAGACAAAUUCUUUCAUUCUAGCAGACGACUGGGGAAAAUCUGGCUCAAUACAGUCUGCAGGCAUACUUGAGAAUUUCAGAAGCCCUUAUCUCUCAGCUUUAGGAGAUCCAAUCCUCAGGGCAUAAGAACUGACAAAUAGCUGAUGUAUGAAUUUCACUAAUUCCAGGAUUCCAUUUACAGGGGAUAAAAAGCAGAGAGUAGGGCACAAUACUGUGAUUAAUCAAUCCUCUUGCUUUAUCCUACUGCAGCCCUUGCACAAAUUUUCUGUCUGACCCUGUGCCAUGUUUAUCAAGGUCCUGAGACUUGAGCAAUAUGUAACACUUGGGACAGAACUACACUUAAUGUAGAAUAUGUAUCAUGGGAGUGAAAUUGCAGUGCUGCAGAGAAAACUUGCAUCAUGCCAAGCCAUGUUGGAUUCUAAUCUGUUGAACAUUAAGGGCAGAUUUCCCCCGUACACAUGCGAGCACAGUCUAUAGGAAUUUGAGAUGAGUAGGGUUCCUGUUGUUGAGAUCUAUAAUGGGGGAGUACCAUUAUAGACAUGGUUGUCUGCAGGAAUACUUGAUGGUCUUAAUCUUUACUGAAACUAGUCAUCAAACGAACCUGGCUCCUCCUUCCCUACUGAAGACCAUUCUUAGCUCUAGGUACAGGCAUUUCUGUUUGCCCAUGUCUUUUACUGUCACAUUUCUGAAAUUACAGUGGAUUCUUCAUGGAGCCCAGUAUUUUGCUGUUGACAAUGCAUAGAAGCACUUCUGCAAUUAACGUUCCACAAAUAUUUCUGUCCUAGGGAAUAGCCCUUCAAAAGUUUUUGAAGUUGAAGAUUAGGACUGAUUUUUCUUUUCUAGUUUCCCAUUGUCUUGGUGGCAAAUUGUUAUGAAUUGACUAUUUUUUUAGGAAACAAGUUGGUUUUACUUUUAUUUGUAGCUUUUAAAAAUUGAAAUCUUGACAGACCGUGUCAGAAACUUGCAUCUUGUCAGAAGUACUUGUCCCAAACUAUCCACAAGGCCUUAUCCAGAAGCCAGUAGAAAAAAAUAUUUGGUUUUGAGUUUCACAAAAAACAAACACACACACACAGGUAUUUUGUUCUUUUUGGUUUGUUAGCAAACAUUGUAUACGUGUCUCACUAGUAUGUGCAAAGGCAUGUCCUGAAGCAGGAAUUCUUUCUGUUUCCAAAGGAAAUUUCUCCCUCCAAAUGAGGGAUAAAAGUCUUUACUGAUUAUGUAGAAGAUUCAGUUGUGAGGGAUUGCUAGCCUAGAUUUUACUGUGCUGAACAGGAUAGAAACAUUAUUCUCUAUAUACCAAAUAUCUCUAUGACCACAUUUCUUGGAAAAAAAAAAAUUAACUAAAAAUUUCCAUAGCAAAUUAUUUAUGUAAAUCAUUGUGAGAGACUUGAUUUGGAAGACAAGGAUUGGUUAGUCUCCCCUUACGUUGAUCUUCAUGCCCUUCCCUUGUGCAUGCGUUAUGAUAGUCUCGGAUUACUCGGUUUUCAUACAGUGACUUUCCAAAAUGUUUUCUAGAACCAGUUCAUUUGUAGCACCUCUUCCUGCCUUGAAGCACAGAAAGAAUUUCUGAAGACUCAGUUUUGGCAUUUGGAUUUACCUUUGUCUUCCUGAGCUAGGUCCUGUGCUAAGUAUCUUUUACUUAGCAUUGAUGCUUGAUGUCAUUAGCCUAUGGGUACGUACAGGUCAGUCUUACUCUGGCUUUUGUUGUACAAGGGAAUUAAAUGAUGUCUGGUUGUAAGGGAGAGUCUGGAAUAGAGUCAGGGACCAUUAGCUAGUGUGUGAUACGAAGCUGAUGAUGUCAAGUGGCAGAACUUACCCAGAGCAAGAACAGUGUCUUAGCACGGACACUAUUUUCUUCUUCCAGUACAAAUGUGACAGCUAGAUUGUGCUCUGCUUGAUCAAAGCCUCUGCAGAUCUGCCACCACCCAGGUGACCUCUUAGUGAGUUCUAUAGUUCUGCAUUGGAUGGCAUGGUCUUACAUAGAAAUUCUCUUGUUAAUGAGAACGCUGAAUGUGCUCUUUUGGUAAAAUGCUUUUAUCAGCUGUUGUUCAGCGUUUUCAGCAGGAAAUGCUGGAAUGUAGUUUCUCCUCAGUAUCAUCUGUGGGCUUCGUUGUGCAAAUAAGCAACUCGUUAAAUCUUCACCUAGCAAUAGAACUAGAAGUGUUGUGUUGAGUAAGUGUUUACACCCCUUCCCUAAUAUGCCUGGGCACAGAAACGCAGCAACAGAAAAUGAUACCUGAAGUUGGGGUGUGGGGUGUGGCGGGGGGUGGUGUGCGUGUGUCAAACUUUGUGUGCCUAAAAAUUACCCUAAAAUACCUGUACCGUGAGAUACAAAGUGAAGCCAUGACUGCCUUUUGGAAAGAAAUGUACAUCCAGCUUUAUAAUACCAUGAAUAAGUGUUCUGCUGUUAGAAAAGAAAAUAGUGAAAUGUGGUUUCCCUUCUGAGAAACUUCAUGUUUUGCUGCGUAAAAGGGAAAAAUGUUUUCUUGCCUGGCAGUAUCUUCCAUGGUGGGCAAGAAAUAGGAAAAUACAGGGGAGGCUACUGUCAGGUUUUAAACCCUACACUUCAACUAAAAAUCUUAAUUUCUUACUGUUCUUUAUUGAGUUUCUGAUUCUCCAGCAUUAUGUUUCUGAGUCUGGGGGACUGAUUUCUGUUAGACUAGAUUAACUUGCUUGGCAGGUGGAGGGUGUAUUAGAGAGGAGGACACUGGUGUUUUUAAAAUUGCAAAGCUUGUUCUGGGGAAGCUAUGCCUUCCCCCUUUAGGGAAUUGAGUUCCGUUCAUUGGCCUUUUGCAGUGCAGUGCUUUCGUUUUUAUACAUUCCUCUUGGAAGUAUGACUCCCUCACAAUAUAGUAAUUUCUGCCUUGAAAAGCAAGAUUUCUAGAGAACUCUGACUUUCCAGAAAUUGUUCUUUAUUCUUUGCCAUCUUAAACAGCAGGAAAUGCAGUGCCUUAGGAGGAAAGUGGGCUAACUGUGGAAUACUUUGCUGGUUCUCUGAUCUGCACAUAACAUGCAAGCCUCCUUGAUACAGUGCUAACUGUGAAAUGUCAGCGUAUGCUUGAGAGCAGCCAUUGAAUCGAGCUGAGUUUUCCUGUCUGUCUUCCAAACUCGCAUAUAAUGCUAGAAAGUGUGGCUUAUUGCCUAAGAGAGAAAUCAAAGGGGAAAAAAAAAAAACAUUCUUGACCUUCUUUCUGACGGGGGCACUGUAUUGUCACAUUAUUGUGCUACUUGCGAGAUGCUGAAUCAUAUCUAUGGAACUGGUCAGUACUAUAGCUUUUCUUGCUUUACCCACUGAGAAUUUGUGAUGUGCCACCUGGCUGAAGCAUCUUGUGGUGCUGCUUUCUGAGUUGCCCUGUAAAGUCAGAUAUGUGGAAAACCAGCAAAGUAUUUUGAAGCUAUAUGAGCUCACAGAAUCAUAGUCAUUGGAGUUCGAAGGGGCCGCUGGAGGUCAGCUGGUUCAACCUUCCUGCUCAAGCAGGGCCACCUAGAGCCAAAGCCCAGGAGCUCCUGUGUGUUAUUUGUGGUUAUAUUUGUGGUUAUUUGUUAUAUGUGGUCCGGACCCUACUGAAUUUAGUAUUUAAGAGCUGGUAUGUGCAGAAAUGCAUAAGCUGUAUGGAGAUGGGCUUUAUUGUUACUGAGGAGAAAGAAUUCCUGGUCAACUUUUGUCUGGAAUUUGGCACUAUUACAAGACAGUAUAAACAUAGAAUCAUUAAGGUUGGAAAAGACCUCUAAGAUCAUCAAGUCCAACUAUCGACCCAACGCUACCAUGUCUCCUAAACCAUGUCCUGAAGUGCCACGUCUACACGUCUUUUAAAUACCCUCAGGGCUGGUGACUCCCCCACCUCUCCGGGCAGCCUGUUCCAAUGCCUGACCACUCUUCCAGUAAAGAAAUUUUUCGUAAUAUCCAAUCUAAGCCUCCCCUGAUGCAGCUUGAGGCUGUUUCCUCUCAUUCUGUUGCUAGUGACCUGGGAGAAGGGACCAAUACCCACAUCACUACAACCUCCUUUCAGGUAGUUGCAGAGAGCGAUAAGGUCUCCCUUCAGCCUCCCCUUCUCCAGACUAAACCCCAGCUCCCUCAGCCGCUCCUCAUAAGACUUGUGCUCCAGACCCUUCACCAACUUCCUUGCCCUUCUCUGGACACACUCCAGCACCUCAAUGUCCUUCUGGUAGUGAGGGGCCCAAAACGGAACACAGUAUUCAAGGUAUGACCUCACCGGUGCUGAGUACAGAGACACAAUUACUUCCCUACUCCUGCUGGCCACACUAUUCCUGAUACAACAUAACUCAGUCUUACAUUAUUUAUAGGUAUCGUUAAGAAGCCUAGAGGCUUCAGAAGAGGUCUUAAGAGGUGUGCAGAGUAACUUGUGAGAACAAUUGGUUUGAACAUUAAAUGAAGACAAUGAACUUGCAUAGCAACUAAGAACACGUCUUGUGAGAUAGAGUAGAAAAUGGGCUGUGUACAGUAGAGAGUUGUCCAGGAAAUAUUGCUGACUUUCUGAUCCUCAAGCAAUACCUAAACUGUGCUCUACAGAUUAGAGCCUGGUUUCUCUCUUACAGCACCUCGCUGUCUGUGUCUUAACCUUUCUAAGCUGGACUUGAGCUACAUGCAUUGAGAUUCUUCAACAUUUCAUUGCUUCAGAACAAUGAAGUUUAAAUUUUACCUCAGCAGGCAGCUGACCUGCAGGGAGGACCAGAUGAAUAUCAAGUAUCUUGCAUCACUUUGUAGUCGAUGUGCUAUGCUGGGGAAGCGCGAGCAGGGAGCUGCAGAAGAUACAUUCAUCUGGGAAACUACCCACCCCCACCCCCUGCCCAAAGCCUACAUUUCUGGAUGAGCCAAAUGCUGGCCUUUGCUACACUCAUAUACACAGCUAGUGGUAGAAUCCUAAAAUUAAAUAUCGGAAUUGCCAGCGCUCUGUUUCUGAUGAGAAAUGGAAUCAAAAUAAUAUGAAGGUAAAAGAAACAGUGGCAAAUUGGCGGGUUUUUUCCAUGCAAUUUUACAGGUAAAUUUAGGGCUUUGCUGCUUCUUUGCUUAAAACCUUUCCAUAAACCCCUUAAAAAAACCCGGAUACUUCCUUGCUCUGUUUCUCAGCUCCUAUCCUUUCACGACUCGGUUUUGUUUCUUAUGUUUUCUCUUAUUAAGCAAAGGACUACUUCCAUUUUGCUAACUAUGGAGACAUGAAAAAUACUGUCUUUUAGAGCUCAAAUUUAGCCUUUUUCCAUUAUUUAAUCCUAUGACCUAGAAUCAUACAGUGACUUGGCCUAAGGCUGGAUUCCCAGGUGAAAUCUGAGCAUCUACUGCCGAUAGCAUAGUUUGAGGUAUGUCCCUUUUCUUGCAGUGGGUUCUGGCUGAAAUAUGCUUACUGCAGACCCUUUGGACAAGAGCGUUCUGUCUGCAUUUAGCCAAAUAAUGUUAAAAGUCUUCUCUAAUGUAUAUCUGAGACAGUCUGAGACUACCUGAAAGAUUUGUGGCAGCAGUAGAAAUGCAUUGCUAUGCUGACUUGCCAAAGAUGGGGAAUUCAAUCGUGUUCUUUGCAGCAGGUCAGGGAGGAAAGUCAGGCUGGAUGGGAAGCAUACAAAAUUUUUACAUACAAGGGAACUAAGUUUUUAUCAUAAGUAAUGCUUAGAAACUUAACAAAAAGAAAGCAAGGUGAAAAUCAUUGGUGACUUUAUAAAAUCAGGAGGUGAAUUAUCCUGAUCGUCAAACCUAGUAUUGAAUACAAACCUUUUUGUAUUCAUGCUGCUGCCUGUUUAGGAAAGCCCUGAGUUGAUGGACUCCUCACUUUUGACUCCUCUGUUAGAUUAUUUCUCAAAUGUUGUGAAUGUCACAUAGAGAUAAAUGAAAUUUUUAUUUUGAUCUGUGACCAUGAAUUAAUGUAGAAAUUUAGGCAUGCUGAGCUGUGUAUGAGAGAGUGUUGGUUGAAUGAAAGCCCAAUUGAAAAAAUGGAGAAGCUGAGACAGAUCUAGCCAGGUAAAGAUGCCUGAAGGACCUUCCUUGAAGUGCAGAAAUUAGAGACUAUGUAGCAAUGCCUGUUUUUGAUUCAACAUUUUCAUGACAAGGUUCUGGUUAGCACAGUGCUGCUCUAAAGGCAGUAAGGCACAGGGAGGGUUGUGUAUUGCUUUUUGUCCACCAGAGGGUAUAAGCAUAACAUGCAAUCACUGAAAAUGAGAGAGCAGAGACUUGUCUGAAAACAGUUGAAUUAUGACAGGUUGAACAUCAGUAUUUCCUCUGUAAGAGAGUGAAGGUGCUGCUUAGAAAGGGGUGGGGAGAGGGAACAAACUGGGGUUCUAGUGGAGAAAUAUGAAGUAAUACUGCAGUUAACCCCUGACUAAAAAGGCUAUUUAAGCUUGCUGGGCUUUCUAAUUGAGCCACUUUGCAGUGAGGCUUGCUGAGAUAAUAGUUUUAGAGAAUAACUGUCCUCAAAUCAUUUCGUUGCCCAUUCAAACUAUUUUCUAGCUGCAGGCAACAGCUCUGUAAAUGCCAAUGUUUGUGAUGUAUCCCGCCCAGCCUUUUGCAAUUAACCAGUUUCUCUGUCUUUAUGUACUUCAGUAGUGUUGCCCUAAUUUAUACUCUGAAUUUUGUAGGAUUUCCUGGUCAGAAUGAGUAGUUGCUUUCAAUUGGAUCUGUAUUCUGUGAAAAUAGAAGCAAUUUUAUUCUAAAAAUACAGAUGUUUCUAAUGGUUACUAUGGUAAUUUGUGACCAUGGCAACAGAGAGUUAGCAUUCUGAAGAACAGACGGGUUCUUUGGGGUUUUGUUUGCUUGCUUGGUUUUUUUUGUUCUGGGUUUUUUUUUUAGUCAACAACCUAAUUAACAAUGCAAACACUGAUUUUUUUUUUAUUUAUUUUUUUUAUUUCUUAACCAUCCAAGAUCACAUGGGUACAAGGGAUUUUGACAUUGUCUCACAUAAGAUUUUUAUAGAAAAGCUGAUGAAGUACAGGCUGGAUGAGCAGACAGUGAGGUGGAUAAAAGACUGGCUGAAUGACCAGGCCCAGAGGGUAGUGAUCAGUCCCAGGAAGUCUAACUGGGGGCUGACAGCUAGCCAGUGUAGCCCAGGGCUCAAUGCUGAGUUCUAGUCUUGUUGAACAUCAUCAUUAAUGAUCUAGACGACAGGGCAGAGUGUACCGUCAGCAAAGUUUGUUGAUGAGACUGGGAGCGGUGGCUGAUAUGCAGGAAGCAGCAAGAGGUAUAUAGAGUAUCUGACCUUACAUCUCAAAAUAUAUGGAAAUCGUAAUAGGAACACAACAAGACAGUCUGAGAUUCUUUCUGAUGGUGAGAAAGAGGUGGUCUUUUAUCUGCAACAUCACAGAUGGAGACUUACAGACUGAAGAAAGGUCCAGGACAUACAAGCAGGUUUCUGUAGGAAAAAGAAAUAGAAUAGGGCUGGGGAUUCUUUAUUGUCAGACUUGGUAAAAAAAAAAAUAAUCUAUACGUUUAUGUUCUACUUUUCCAUUAUAUGAUCAGAGUUAAAUAAACAACAUAGUGCUUUCAGGCAGGUGCUAAUUUCAGCUACAAGUUGUGGAUUGCCCUGAUGUAGCUGAGACUGCAAGAGCAUGUAUGGCAUUAUAGGAAACACUUAGUAAUGAUUUAAAGAGUUAAAUUUAUAAGAAAUCAGUAUAUUCUUGAGGGAGGUAGGAAUGGGCUCUUAUGGCUAAGCCUUGUAUUUAGGGAAUGGCUAUCUCUGCCAGCAUAGAGCUAAUGUAAAGGCUCUCUACUAGCAAUGCUCAAUGUCAGUUUUAUAGGGAAAUGUGCUGGAUAUAAGUUAGCCAAAGGCAAAUCACAGAUUUUUUUUCCAAGCUUUCUCUUUUUCCUAGGCCCUGUUGGGGAAUCUAGCAACUGAAUGGAAAUUACAGCAUUGCUGCUGUCACUAGCUAAUUUGGGGCAAUUAAUGUCUUGAAUUAAAUUGAAUCUAAACUGCACUUAAAAGCCAGUUUUUGUAAAGGUCAGCUGUUGUGACCAUGCUGUAUUGGCCACAGGAAUACAGUAACUGAUCACUGAAGCCACUGUGGUGCUCAGAAGAUGGAAAACAGAGAGAAGGCCACCCCAGACUGAAUUGGUUCAGCUAGUCCAGUCUUCUGUCUCUGAUACUGCUCAGUCUAUUUGAUGACGAGCGGCCAGUCUGGAACUAACACACACACACGCUGGAAAAGCGUCUUCCUGACACUGUCGCCUUUUUACCUAUGCUCUGAAGCAUGAUGAUGGUAAAUGAUUGGGUUACUGGGAAUUUUUUAUUUCUUUUGUGGAGGGGGGGAGGGAGUUGUUUGAAUUUUUUCACUAGUUUUUUUUGUACAGUCAUCAAAAGUUUGGUCACUUGCUGCAGUAUAAUGACUUACACGUAGAAACCCUAAGGCAUCCUAAUCUUGUGUUGUGCUGGCUUUGUUACCUAGACUCUUUCUAGGUAUCUUUUUACAUUCUCUUUUGUGAAGACCGUUAAAGAAAAUUGUGUAUUAUCUCUUUGAUAUCUUGACCUUUUGUUCUCAUUUAUUUUCUCCUAUCUCAAAGGACUCAUUGUUUUUCUUCCAUUUCUCGCCAGAGUAUGAUACUAAAUGUUUUAUUGAUGCAGCUGUGCUUUCAUUCCACAGGGUGGCAGCUAAUCUGUAUUUCACUUCUCGAUUAUUUUGACAUUUCUGCUAGAAGCAGCUUUCCUGGUCGAGUUCCCUUCCGAGUCAUAAGGGUCAUGAACCUUUAAAUGUAGCCCUUCUGUUGGGGUUAAAGAGUGUUUGGAAAAGCUUAUUAUAUUGUGUCUGUUCAGGCUGUAUCAACUUGCUCAAGAUUGUAGUGGCUGACAAGAUAAAAAAAAGCAUCAUUCAAGGACUGAAUUUUGAAUAUCAUAUAUAUUGCUACUGUUUUAUGUGGGUCUCUCUUGUAAGUGGUGCUCCAGGCAUAACUGAACACAAGUAUGUGGCAGCACCUCUAGACAAAAGUUGCUUUGAUAGAGGCUUAGUUAUUGAUGUGGGUGGGGGAGAGAGGUUCUGGAAGUUAUUUUUUCACUUUUUGCUUCCAGUUUAUUUUAACAGAUAAAUGUCUCAGAUAAUUUGAAUUGAGAUUCCCAUGUGUUAUUAGAAUAGGUUUGUAGGUUUAUGAGUUGCAGGUAUGGCUCUUUGUUCUUUGCUAUUCAGUUUACAUAGUUUCCUCCCACCCCCUGCCCCAGUUUCUUAUUAUUGAUGCAUCUGAAUAUUUUUCUUUGAAAGGCUGCUGUUUUGUUAUCUUCUCAAACUGCGCUCUGACAUUGUUUUAAUUUAUCUCCAUGUCUUUUUCUUGUGUAUUUAGUCUCUUGCCUUUCCCCCUCUCCAUUGUUAAAUAAAGAAAUGGAAAUUAAUACAGAGUCCUGCUAUUUCUGCCAUGUAAAAAGUAAGGCAAGUUUUAAGAAUCUGGUUUGUCUUGGCUUUGUUUUCUCACUUAAGAUGUUGCCUUUCAGUUAGGUUGUGUCCACUUCCCAGCUAUUAACUGAGGACUUGGAUUCAUAUCACAACUGUAUUUGUUAAGUGGCCUUUUCAUUCCUGCAGGUCCAGAUCACUGUGGAAUCAAAUACUAUUACUGUUAUGCAUCCAGGAGACCUACCUAAAUUGCAACUGCAAAUAACUUCUGGGGGGGACAGAGGGUGGAAAGAAUUUAUAUGUGCAAAGUUAGAGAAUGAGUAUCUGUUUCUGUGUGCAUGUGCAGAAGCACAAAUAUUUAGUCAAUACUGCAUAGCUACUAUACCUAGGCAUGAAAUAUUAGAUGGGUGAAGAAAUAAUUGCAGCCUUGCAGGGCAGGUGGCAAGAACUCAGCUUACUUACUGAGAAGCCUGUGGUGUAGACAGCAGAUGCAAAGGGUGUGUCAGAUUAUGAGGGAAAAAAAUAGGCUGUGAGAAGAAUUCUCUGUGGUUAUCAUCAACAGUUGGUCCUCCACAGGCCCUGCUAGUGAGUAAAGUGGGUAGUCAGUGCUAGCAGUUGUAGUGACUGGGAUAAGAGAGGAAUGCAGCUAGCGGGAUUCUACUGGCAUUUCUUGGCUUGUUGUUUUGGGUAGUACUGAGGUCUCAAGCUGAUGGGCUGUGGUCUCCAGCUGGAACUUAAUAACAGAAGUAAUGGACUGAGUCGCUGGUUUUGAUUGAGUUGCAAUCCUUUCUGACUUUGAAAUUCAGCCUAGAUUUUGGUUCUUUUUUCUCUCUUCCCCGCCUUCCCCCCCCACCCCCCGGUACAGUUUUCCUUUGGGACCCUCACGUAGGUGGAGGAUUUCUCUUUUGUCCCCUUGCUGUCAGUUUUUCCUGCCAAUGCUAUGAAUGUCAAACCUGCCAGCCUUCCGCCUCCGUGGAUGUCCUUAUGAAGGAGGUGGAUUUGCUGCUGCUUCUGUUUCAGCCAGCUCAGAGUUGACAUUCCCAAUCCCAGCAGUCAGAAGCUGAAAUGUUUAUGCAGUAAAUAGAAGGUGUUUGUCUGUAUUUCUGGGCAUAUGCAAAAAAUAUUAUGUGGUUAUUUUGCUCUCUGUAUAUGUCUGUGACAUUUUGUAUCCCCACUUUUCCCAGAGGACAAGUGUGUAUUCACGUAUUUGUUGUACACUCAAAAUAUGGUUCAAGAGCACUUGACCUAUGCAGAGUGAUUACAGGAGCAGUUAAUGAGUUGCACAGGUUUGGACCUUGAGUUUGCCUGUUUGUUAGAACACUGGCAACUAUUGAAUUUCAACCUCUUCUCCUCUUGGGCUAGCAGCCUCAGGUAGAAAGUACCACUGAAUUUGUGAGUUGAAGGUAAUUGGUUAGAGAUGAUUGGCAAACAGCUGAGUCUGCUAGCACAGGAAUGGAAGUAAUCCUUUUGGAUCUUAGAGAUUAUUAUCUGGUCAGGAUCAUUCGUCCCUGUUUAUGAUGUUGACUCACUAGACCUGUCAUGAUUUAAUAAUGUGGAUAACCAUGAGACUUUGGAACCAUUCUGUGCAUUCACUAGGAAAUCUGUGCAAUUUUCAUCAGCCUGACUUCCCAUGGAAUGAGAGUAAAAUUUCCUGUCCUGAGCUGGCAUGAUUUUCUUUCUACCAGUUGGAGGAGGGUUGCUUUGUGUUCUUCCCAGCAUAUAGAAACCAUUAGAAUUGUUUCUAAAUCAUAAAUGUCAUUUGGCUACAUAAGACAGGGUUCAAAAUGAAAACAAGCAUACAAAGCAAUGAAGUGUCUUCAGUGUGAUGUCUUUGUGCUUCUGCCUUUUAUUUGACAUGUGAAACCAGGCCUCACGUUCUUUCUAAUGGACCAUGCUACGCGUGUUGAUCAGCGAAACGCUGAGCUUCAUUUUAGAGCCUCUUAGUCUACUGGCUCCAAGCAGUAGUAUCGGGUACAACGGUAUAUCCAUGGUGUUCUGGUUUUAGCCUUAAAAAUGCGUAUUAGUUGUUAUCUUUUGUAUACUUGUGCCCAGGCAUUUGGCUGCUUUUUAUCUAAUCUGUUUUGGUUUGCUUGUGUGUACUUUAUAAAAAGCUUUUCUUGGACAGUGUUAAGUGGGUAAAGACCCUUUUGAAAUGGGUAUAUAUGAAGAAAAGGAUCAGAGAUUCUACAAAAGAAAUGAAGAAUUAUUUCAGGGAAUCUCUGUUUAAACCCUCCAGAUGGCUUUUGCACAUGUUUGUAUAUUAGUGAAUUACAGGUAAAGGAAGGUUCCAAUUCCUUAGCACCAAAUAAGUAUUGUCACUCUAAACUCCAAGGAAGCUGGAAGAGUGAAACCUGUGCUAACUGUGGACAGAUAACCACAGCUUUUUAGUUAAAACUUUGUUUCUUAAUCAGAAUAAAUUCUUCCGCACACAACCUAAAUAACUGUGAUUAUACAUAUCAGAACAGUUUUCCUGAUAGACGGUACAGAAACAAUGUGGUUCCGGUAGGAAUACAAACAUGCUGUUGCUAUGGAGCUUCUGCCAUCAUCAUAGUAAAAGACACUGCCAAUGCUGCCAUACUCAGCUUGUGGGAAAGGCAGUCAUAACCUUAAUUGAUUUUUACAGAGCUCAAUUAUAUAUUCUAGCAAUGAAAUAGGAGAAACAGUCCUACCAAAGUAAUCUGGAUUCUUUUCAGAAAGUGAGAUAACUCAUGUGCCAGGAUUUAUGGUAAAUUUCCAUGCAACAAGAAAGCAAAAGCCAGAAGCAGGGAAAGAAGACCGUAUCAAUCAGUAUGUAGGUGCAACAAAGUCAGUGACCAAGAGGAACAUACAUCAGUUGGACGAAGUUACUGUACACAGAUGUACACAUCUGUGGUAGAAGAAAACACCUGUCCUGAAGAAGCAACUCGAAGGAAAAUGUUAAACACAAACAAUUAGAACUAUGAAGUCUGGGAAUCCUGGCCUGUUUAGAACUACUCAAAGAAGAAAUUGAAUACAUUGUUUAGUUUAAGUUAGUAAUUUAAUCCUAAUUUGACACUAUCAUCGCUAUAGUGCAUGCAUCUCCACAAAUCCAACUGAGAGGCAUGGUUGACAUAGAAGAUGGUAUUUUACUAAACUUUACAUACCUAAACCUUUAAAUGCUGUCUCAUAAAAUACACCCUGAUUUGAAUUCUGUGCAUUUUGCGUGAGUCCUUUUUUUGUGCAGAAGUGUUCAGUAAUGAACAUAGACUCCUUAAAAGUUGAAUGACCUCUGCACAUGUGAGGUUAUGCAAAUGAAAAAUGCGUAGAGUGAUCGUUUCUUGCUACCUAAUAUAUAUAAAAUAUUGAUCCAACGAUUUCUUGUUCAGUACAUCUUGUUUUCUAGUGUUCUUUCCAGGUGAUUUAAAGACAUUGUGUCUUCUUGAAAGACAGUCCUUUCAAGUUGCUUUUUAAUUUUUUUCUUUUUUUGUUUAAUUCAUUUAUUGCCUUUACUUUCAUUUAACCCUCUAAUGAUGUCAUCCUGUACCCCUCAAAUCAAAAGGAACUUAGCCGUUAGAUAUUGUAGAUUCCUUUUGGUUUUCAUAUCUAUGUUCAACAGCUUUUACAAUGCAUUUUAGCUUGCAUUAUUUGUGGAUUUAAUAUGUGACUUACUAAUGAGACUGAAGUGUAUUGGGUUUUAAAGUAUUCUCCUGGGUUCCUUUUCAACAACACUUCCGUUAUCUUUGUAGGUCUUUCUCAACAUAAUUGUUAUCUCAGAAAAUUAAAAAUCUGGAUAUAUAAUUAAAUGCAGUAAAAGUUCUUAAUAAAAUUGCUCUGUUCCUUUCCUUCUGAAA